AAUUAUGCAUGGAGGCGUGUCUUGGCCAGUGGCAGCUGGGUGGGGAUUGGCUGGAGGGGCUGUAAUUCAGCGGUUUCCGGAGCUGCAGUGUAGACAGGGAGGGGGAACCUGGGGUUCCUACGUCGCGGCGGAGGGAACGAGCCCUAACCGGAUCGCUGAGGUACAACCCAGCUCGGUGUCGCCUGACCGCGUCGGCUAGGAGAGGCCAGGCGGCCCUCGGGAGCCCAGCAGCUCGCGCCUGGAGUCAGCGCAGGCCGGCCAGUCGGGCCUCAGCCCCGGAGACAGUCGUGACCCCUGAUUGUGGCAGGAUGGCUCAGUGGAACCAGCUGCAGCAGCUGGACACACGCUACCUGGAGCAGCUGCACCAGCUGUACAGCGACAGCUUCCCCAUGGAGUUGCGGCAGUUCCUGGCACCUUGGAUUGAGAGUCAAGACUGGGCAUAUGCAGCCAGCAAAGAGUCACAUGCCACGUUGGUGUUUCAUAAUCUCCUGGGUGAAAUUGACCAGCAAUAUAGCCGAUUCCUGCAAGAGUCCAAUGUCCUCUAUCAGCACAACCUUCGGAGAAUCAAGCAGUUUCUGCAGAGCAGGUAUCUCGAGAAGCCAAUGGAAAUUGCCCGAAUCGUGGCCCGAUGCCUGUGGGAAGAGUCUCGCCUCCUCCAGACAGCGGCCACGGCAGCCCAGCAAGGGGGUCAGGCCAACCACCCAACAGCUGCUGUAGUGACAGAGAAGCAGCAGAUGUUGGAGCAGCAUCUUCAGGAUGUCCGGAAGCGUGUGCAGGAUCUAGAACAGAAAAUGAAAGUGGUAGAGAAUCUCCAGGACGACUUUGAUUUCAACUAUAAAACCCUCAAGAGUCAAGGAGACAUGCAGGAUCUGAAUGGAAACAACCAGUCUGUGACCCGACAGAAGAUGCAGCAGCUGGAACAGAUGCUCACAGCCCUGGACCAGAUGCGGAGAAGCAUCGUGAGUGAGCUGGCAGGGCUCUUGUCAGCAAUGGAGUAUGUGCAGAAGACACUGACCGAUGAAGAGCUGGCCGACUGGAAGAGGCGGCAGCAGAUAGCGUGCAUCGGAGGCCCUCCCAACAUCUGCCUGGACCGUCUGGAAAACUGGAUAACUUCAUUAGCAGAAUCUCAACUUCAGACCCGCCAACAAAUUAAGAAACUGGAGGAGCUGCAGCAGAAAGUGUCCUACAAGGGCGACCCGAUUGUGCAGCACCGGCCCAUGCUGGAGGAGAGGAUUGUGGAUCUGUUCAGAAACUUAAUGAAGAGUGCCUUCGUGGUGGAGCGGCAGCCCUGCAUGCCCAUGCACCCGGACCGGCCCUUAGUCAUCAAGACUGGUGUCCAGUUUACCACCAAAGUCAGGUUGCUGGUCAAAUUUCCUGAGUUGAAUUAUCAGCUUAAAAUUAAAGUGUGCAUUGAUAAAGACUCUGGGGAUGUUGCUGCCCUCAGGGGGUCCCGGAAAUUUAACAUUCUGGGCACGAACACAAAAGUGAUGAACAUGGAGGAGUCUAACAACGGCAGCCUGUCUGCAGAGUUCAAGCACCUGACCCUGAGGGAGCAGAGAUGUGGGAAUGGAGGCCGUGCCAAUUGUGAUGCCUCCUUGAUUGUGACUGAGGAGCUGCACCUGAUCACCUUUGAGACUGAGGUGUACCACCAAGGCCUCAAGAUCGACCUAGAGACCCACUCCUUGCCAGUUGUGGUGAUCUCCAACAUCUGUCAGAUGCCAAAUGCUUGGGCAUCAAUCCUGUGGUAUAACAUGCUGACCAAUAACCCCAAGAACGUGAACUUCUUCACUAAGCCGCCGAUUGGAACCUGGGACCAAGUGGCGGAGGUGCUCAGCUGGCAGUUCUCGUCCACCACAAAGCGGGGGCUGAGCAUCGAGCAGCUGACCACACUGGCCGAGAAGCUCUUAGGGCCUGGUGUGAACUACUCGGGGUGUCAGAUCACAUGGGCUAAAUUCUGCAAAGAAAACAUGGCUGGCAAGGGCUUCUCCUUCUGGGUCUGGCUAGACAAUAUCAUCGACCUUGUGAAAAAGUAUAUCUUGGCCCUUUGGAAUGAAGGGUACAUCAUGGGUUUCAUCAGCAAGGAGCGGGAGCGGGCCAUCCUAAGCACAAAGCCCCCGGGCACCUUCCUGCUGCGGUUCAGCGAGAGCAGCAAAGAAGGAGGGGUCACUUUCACUUGGGUGGAAAAGGACAUCAGUGGCAAGACCCAGAUCCAGUCUGUAGAGCCAUACACCAAGCAGCAGCUGAACAACAUGUCAUUUGCUGAAAUCAUCAUGGGCUAUAAGAUCAUGGAUGCGACCAACAUCCUGGUGUCUCCACUUGUCUACCUCUACCCUGACAUUCCCAAGGAGGAGGCAUUCGGAAAGUAUUGUAGGCCCGAGAGCCAGGAGCACCCCGAAGCUGACCCAGGUAGUGCUGCCCCUUACCUGAAGACCAAGUUCAUCUGUGUGACACCAACGACCUGCAGCAAUACCAUUGACCUGCCGAUGUCCCCCCGCACUUUAGAUUCAUUGAUGCAGUUUGGAAAUAACGGUGAAGGUGCUGAGCCCUCAGCAGGAGGGCAGUUUGAGUCGCUCACGUUUGACAUGGAUCUGACCUCGGAGUGUGCUACCUCCCCCAUGUGAGGAGCUGAAACCGGAAGCUGCAGAGAUGUGACUGAGACACCUGCCCUGUGUUCCACCCCUAAGCAGCCAAACCCCAUAUCAUCUGAAACUCCUAACUUUGUGGUUCCAGAUUUUUUUUUUUUUAAUUUCCUACUUCUGCUAUCUUUGGGCAAUCUGGGCACUUUUUAAAAUAGAGAAAUGAGUGAGUGUGGGUGGCGUACUUUUAUGUAAAGGGAAGAGUACCUCUGAGUCUGGGAGGGGGGCUGAGGACAGGAGGGAGCAAGGGGAACACCUCGUGUCCUGCCUGCCUGCCCUCCUUUUCAUCAGCUCGUGGUUGGUUGUUAGACAAGUGCCUCCUGGUGCCCAAGGCACCCUGCUGCCCCUUUCUGUGAGCUGAUACCCCAGGCUGGGGUCCCUGGCUCUGCACUUUCAGCCUUGCUAAUAUCCACAUAGAAGCUAGGACUAAGCCCAUAGGUUUCUCUUUAAAUUAAAAAAAAAAAAAUUAAGAAUUAAAGGGCAAAACACCCUGAAACAGCAUAGUCUUUCCAUAUCAAAGAAGACUCAGUUAACAGCCUCUUCGGUGCUUUAAGCUGUCUUCAGGCCAAUCACCUCUAUAAACCCUGAAAUGGUUGCAGAUCAAAUCUGUAAAAGAGAUCCGAGAGCUGUGGCUUGGCCUCUGGUUUAAACACAAAGGUUAGAGAGAACCUAGAUACCCCUGGGUUUUGUUUACCCAGUAUGCUUGUCGGUUGGAGGGUGAGGUAGGCCAAGGGCGCUGGGAAGCCUUUCCAUCGUCUUGCUCCCUCCCCAACCCAGACUGCAGACCCUGCUUCAGGGCCAGCCUGCCCUGUGGGUGCCUUACUGGGCCUAGGGACAACCUGCCUGCCUCCCACUUGACCUUGCUGGUAGUAUGUCCCCUUCCCAUGUCCAAAGGUCCCUGUCCUGCUUCCAUUGGGAAUCCCUGCCUCAGGACCUUGUGUCGAGAGGGAUUGCCUUACAGGUUUGAACCUGACUCAGACUACAGGCCCUCAGCAAAGCUCAGGGAGUAUGGUCCUUAUUCUAUGCGCUUGGUUCCCAGGGGUAUCUGUAACCACGGGGCAAAAGCUGACAUAAACUCCAGGUCUGCCCUUCGUAUGAGUGGUAUAUUCUUGGCCUCCCCUGAGACUGGCGACUGUCUGCUCCCCACUGGGGCUCCCAGGUGAGGUGGGAACAGAGUUCCUGCACCUAUUGUGGCCUUCAUGUCACUUGCUUGCCUCAGUCACUCAGCUUACUUGAACACUGAGUGGUUCAAGGCAAGCCUUCCCUGACACAGGGGCAUGGCUAGAUUCAGUGACUCAAAGCCACCUCGCUCAGCUGAUCAGUGUCUGUGGCAUUGUUUCCCUCCAGUUAACCAGUGUCUGAAUUAAGGGCAGUGAGGACAUUGUCUCCAAGACAAACUGCUUGCCUUGCCCACCCCAGCCUUCUGCUUCGAGACAGUUCCUGCUCUCCCGUCCCCAUCAACGUUCUUUAGUUACACAAUAAGCUGAACUUAUAAACUGAAAGGGUAUUUAGGAAGGCAAGGCUUGGGCAUGUUUAUGGCUUUCAAUCCUGGGGACCCAGGAACAAGGUGAGGGCUUCUCUGGGGCCAGUGUUGUACCUCAGGGGCUCUGGGAAGUCUGUGUGCCUGGGUUAACUACCCAUAGUGAGCCCCCGGAACUGCCCACUUCCCCUCGCCUUGGCCCCACUUGGCCCCUCUUGGCCCCAGCCUCACCCAGCCAUGCCUGCAAACUGCUUAGCCUUUCAGUGCAGUGGCUUGUGUUCUGUCCUGGCCACUGCACUCAGAUUCCAAUGUAUACUUUCUAGUGUAAAAAUUUAUAUUAUUGUGGGUUGUUUUUUGUUGUUGUUUGUUUUUGUAUAUUGCUGUAACUACUUUAACUUCCAGAAAUAAAGAUUAUAUAGGAACUGUC
Messenger RNA from Mus pahari (shrew mouse), 4543 nucleotides. It is a transcript of the gene Stat3, whose product is annotated as signal transducer and activator of transcription 3. The transcript has 24 exons. The coding region runs from base 309 to 2621 and encodes 770 amino acids. NCBI's taxonomy places the organism in Eukaryota, Metazoa, Chordata, Mammalia, Rodentia, Muridae. The record is from RefSeq and is a predicted model, not a curated record. Gene Ontology annotation, biological process: regulation of transcription by RNA polymerase II; leptin-mediated signaling pathway; regulation of cell population proliferation. Gene Ontology annotation, molecular function: DNA-binding transcription factor activity, RNA polymerase II-specific; RNA polymerase II cis-regulatory region sequence-specific DNA binding.